CGUUCAUAUGGCAGUUUAGAACAACAGAUGAUCCCAACUUUGGUACUGAGGAAUUUGGAGACACAAAACAAAUCAACAACAUACAAUUCAACCAGGCAGGGGUAUACAGAUGCUGUGCCAGCAAUAACUUGAAUGGUUAUAGGGAAUGUAGUGAAUUGACAAUCAAUGUUGUUGCACCAAAGACAACACCAGUGUCUUCUUCAACGACAAUUGCAACAACAGUUACGCCUUUCAACUGCUCCAGUCCAGUUAUUCCAGCAAGUAGUUCAACGGGAAAUAUCGUCGGGGGAGUUCUUGGUUCACUGUUUGCCAUUGGCAUCAUCGCUGCUCUUGCAUUCUUUGUCUUCAAGCUGAACAAUGAAGUCAAACAAUUGAAGAAAGAAAACUCUCUAUUAC
Owenia fusiformis is the source of this 396-nucleotide messenger RNA. The record is from the annotation of a GenBank genome assembly. NCBI's taxonomy places the organism in Eukaryota, Metazoa, Annelida, Polychaeta, Sabellida, Oweniidae.